GGGGAGGGAGCAGCGGGGGGCCGGGGCCCUUUAAAACGAGGCCCGCGGGUGCCUGCCCCUUUAAGGGAAGGGCGUCCAGACGACAGAAUCUGAGCCCCAGAUUACCCCGAGUCUCCGUCACAGGCUGCAAGAAAAGGCUCCUUCGCUGGGUCCGGGUGCUUGGCGGCGGCGGUUUCACCCCCGCUGGUCCUCCCCGGGCCCGGAGACACCCCCGCCCCAGUCAUGCUGAGCAGAGUAUGGAAGCAGCUGACCACGAAGUGCUAUCCGUGCGAGAGCAGCUAUUCCACGAGAGGGUCCGCGAGUGCAUUAUCUCAACACUUCUGUUUGCGACACUCUACAUCCUCUGCCACAUCGCCCUGACCCACUUCAAGAAGCCUGCUGAGUUCACCACAGCGGAUGAUGAAGAUGCUACAGUCAACAAGAUUGCGCUCGAGCUGUGCACCUUCACCCUGGCAGUCGCCCUGGGUGCUGUCCUGCUCCUGCCCUUCUCCAUCAUCAGCAACGAGGUGCUGCUCUCACUGCCUCGGAACUACUACAUCCAGUGGCUCAACGGCUCCCUCAUCCAUGGCCUCUGGAACCUCGUUUUCCUCUUCUCCAACUUGUCCCUCAUCUUCCUCAUGCCCUUUGCAUAUUUCUUCACUGAGUCUGAGGGCUUCGCUGGCUCCAAAAAGGGUGUCCUGGCCCGGGUCUACGAGACGGUGGUGAUGCUGAUGCUCCUCACUCUGCUGGUGCUGGGAAUGGUGUGGGUGGCGUCAGCCAUCGUGGACAACAAUAAGGCCAGCAGGGAGUCCCUCUAUGACUUCUGGGAGUACUACCUCCCCUACCUCUACUCCUGCAUCUCCUUCCUCGGGGUCCUGCUGCUCCUGGUGUGCACUCCGCUAGGUCUCGCCCGCAUGUUUUCGGUCACUGGGAAGCUGCUGGUCAAGCCCCGGCUGCUGGAGGACCUGGAGGAGCAGCUGCACUGCUCAGCCUUUGAGGAGGCAGCUUUGACCCGCAGGAUUUGCAGUGAGACGCAGCUCUUCCCAGUUGGGAUGGUGAGCGUGGCUUGGGCAGGGCCUGUGCAGGACUUGGGGACAGCACCGUCUUCUCUGCCCUCAGAUCCCACUUCCUGCUGGCUGCCCUUGGACAUGGAACUGCUGCACAGACAGGUCCUAGCUCUGCAGACACAGAGGGUCCUGCUGGAGAAGCGGCGGAAGGCUUCAGCCUGGCAGCGGAACCUGGGCUACCCGCUGGCCAUGCUGUGCUUGCUGGUACUGACGGGUCUGUCUGUGCUCAUUGUGGCCAUCCACAUCCUGGAGCUGCUCAUCGAUGAGGCUGCCAUGCCCCGGGGCAUGCAGGGUGCCUCCCUGGGCCAGGUCUCCUUCUCCAAGCUGGGCUCCUUUGGUGCCGUCGUUCAGGUUGUACUCAUCUUUUACCUGAUGGUUUCCUCGGUCGUGGGAUUCUACAGCUCUCCACUCUUCUGGGGACUGCGGCCCAGAUGGCAUGACACAGCCAUGACACAGAUAAUUGGGAACUGUGUCUGUCUCCUGGUCCUAAGCUCAGCACUUCCUGUCUUCUCUCGAACCCUGGGGCUCACUCGUUUGGACCUUCUGGGUGACUUUGGACGCUUCAACUGGCUGGGCAAUUUCUACAUCGUGUUCCUCUACAACGCAGCCUUCGCGGGCCUCACCACUCUCUGUUUGGUGAAAACCUUCACCGCAGCUGUGCGGGCAGAGCUGAUCCGAGCCUUUGCCCACCCUGCCUCUUCCGCAGGGCUGGACAGACUGCCGUUGCCGGUCUCCGGUUUCCCCCGGGCAUCUAGGAAGACCCAGCACCAGUGACCUCCAGCUGGGGAUGGGAGGGAGAAAACUGGACACUGCCAUCUGCUGCCCACGCCUGGAGGGGUGCCCAGGGGUGGGUGGACCUCAGGACCUGGAAUCUGAGAGGGUGGGUGGAAGAGGGGAGCUGAGCUGUCUGCACUGUUGCAUCAUCUGAGCCAGAGUUUGGGACCAGGCCCCCCUGCUUUUCCAGAUUUAACUGUGGGCCCCAGCGUGAGGUGGGGCUGGGUGACUGGGCCUGGCUCCUGGUCCCAAAUUCGUUUACACGUCAAUCUGCCUCACUGCUGUUCCGGGCCAUGCCCAUAGCCAUGUUUACAUGAUUUGAUGUGCAAUAGGGUGGG
Messenger RNA from Eubalaena glacialis (North Atlantic right whale), 2158 nucleotides. It is a transcript of the gene LMBR1L, whose product is annotated as limb development membrane protein 1 like. Gene Ontology annotation, molecular function: transmembrane signaling receptor activity. The coding region runs from base 237 to 1820 and encodes 527 amino acids. Lineage: Eukaryota; Metazoa; Chordata; Mammalia; Artiodactyla; Balaenidae. The record is from RefSeq and is a predicted model, not a curated record. Gene Ontology annotation, biological process: receptor-mediated endocytosis; signal transduction. The transcript has 16 exons.